GUUUCCUGUAUGCGUUACUUACCUUGAAUGAAGAGUUGGCUUUCCUGACAGAUGGCGCGAACUCUAUCGGAAAUGACGUCAAAUAUUUGCUGGCAUGCAAAGGCGGAGCGAAUGGAUUAACUGAAAAUAUGGGAUAGAUCAUGAAAACGUGGAUAUGUUGUGAAAGUUAUUAAAGUGAAAAUUUUGCAAUGCAAAUUUCACAAUUCAGUGGAUGAAUUCUAAUGCUUAAAAUGGAUGGAAGUUACACGAGGGUGCUACUGGUUAGCGCAAAUGUGGGGUCUAUUUUUGAGGACCCAGAGCAUAUGUUAAAACUGUGGCUAAGGGAGUUCUUAAAAUGUGUUGCUCAUUAUGAACCAGAAUUUGUGGCCCUGCAUUGUCAGGAGGUGGGAGGAAAGAACUACGAGGCUUCAAUGCAGCAUGUCAACCAGUUUGUCAAGGCCAUGUUAGGUUGUGAAGAACUUCAGAAGUAUGACAGAGCUCGGGUGUUUCUGGAUGAAGAUUAUACUGCAGCAGACAAGUUUACAGCACUGGGAAACCUGUACUUCAUUCAUGAAAGCCUUGAGGAUGUGUCAAUAUGGGAUUUUGUGGAAUGCAAGUUCAUUGCUGUGGAAGGAAGAGAGGUCUUGUCAGGAAAUAUAGAGAAUGUUCAGAUUAAAGAGAAGGCCAAAUUUCCACAAGACUUUUUCCCUGAGUUCAAAUGGUCAAGGAAAGGUUUUAUACGAACGAGAUGGAAUAUCAAGAAUUGUUUGUUUGACUUGGUUAACAUUCAUCUGUUCCAUGACGCAUCAAACAUAGUGGCAAUGCAAAGAAGUCCCUCUGUGUACAGUGACAAUAGAAAGGCAGCAUUCCUACACACGCUUCAAAGAUUUGAACAAGACCAGUAUGAUAAAGUUCCUAUGUUUAUAUUUGGAGAUUUUAAUUUCCGACUUGACAUUAACCAGCUUGUACAGGAUUUAACAGCUAAAACCAACUCACAACAAAUAAAGGGCAAGAAAGACCAAAUAGCCAAAAUUGUUUACACAGAAGAGGGAAAUGGCAAGGUUGUUUUGACAGUAGAAACCAAAGGCUUUGACCACCAUGACAAACACUCAGAAGUUUUCUCAAAAAGGGCUAAAAGUUUACAUAGAUAUGAUGUUGAAAUGCAAUCCUACAAAGAGAAAGUGUCAGAAUUUGAAAUUUCCUUCCCUCCAAGCUAUCCUUUUUGUGAGGAUGUAAAUGACGGGGUGUCAUACAUGAAAACCAGAUGUCCCUCAUGGUGUGACAGAAUACUGUUGUCCCACAGUGCCAAAAAUAUCAUUGUCAAUGAUGACAAACACAAACCUAAGUAUGAUGUAAUAGGUCGAGAGACAUGUAUGGGUGACCACAAACCUGUAUAUUUAUUCUUGAACCUCAAGCGGAGUCAAGGUAAAGAAACUCUUUCCAAAUCCGACCUCAAACCACCUCUGUGUAGUACCCUGUCCAUAAAUGGGGAACCAGUUAAAGUGGAUGACAUUAAUGACAUAAACAUUCAUGACUACUCUACAUUUGCAAAUGAGCAAGCACUCCUUCCAGAAUUUAAAAACACUGUCCGGCUUAAACCUUCCCCACAAAAGCCCUCCAUUAAUUUCCUCUCUGAUGGCUCCCCCGUUAAGAGACGAUCCUCAUUUGUAGAAAUUGCAAAGCAAGUUGUUAGUAUGGAAAAAGUAUUACUUCAUUGGCCCCGACCUAGAACAAGGCCAAGAGCUAGACAUCAUAGCUCAUCUUCUGAAGACAUGAAUGACACAGAAACUGAAGAAGACUCUGAACAAGUUAAAGCCUCUCUAAAUUCUGACUCGGCUAGUACCAGUCAGUCAGAACUGUCCCCCUCCACUUCCCAAGAUACUAGCCCCAACAAACAUGUAACUGGUGGUGGCCCCAAUACAACUGCAGCUGUAGAGCAUGAUGAUGUUGUCUUGUCUAUUGUUUCUCCCAAUAAUUUGCAUGAGCAUGAUGGGUUUGUUAAGAAGGAACAUGAUGGGUGCACAGUAGAUGAACCUAAUGAAAAUUCGGCAUUGAUGAAAAAUGGAGAAGGGAAAGAAAGAAAUGUGGAGUCGGCCAGUUCUAGGAAGACUGUGUCCGUGUUCUUGUGUCUUGUUAUGAUCCUCCUGUUGACCAUUGUUUGGUGUUCCCCUACCGUGUCAGCCCCAGAACUACUUCAGUUGCCAACAGCAACAGAGGUCAUUAUUCCAAGCACCCAGGUCAAAAUCUCCCAUGUGGACACAACCAAAUACAUUCACAUUCGUCAACAGAAUGGGACGUCGACACGAGUGUUCAGAGAGACAUCCGUAUGACCAAAGUUUUACCAACUCCGUGAUAUAUUUGAUUCUAUCCAUACCUCAUUUAUGUUAAUCAUCACUAGAAAGGGUACCCCCUCCUAAUCGUCACUGAAGGGUACCCCCACCUAUCCAUAUCAGUUCUUGUAAUGACACAAUCGGCUAACUGUUUUAGAGCGUAUGUUAUUCAGCAGUCAUGUGAUUUAUUGCAGAAAACCGUAUUUUAUAAAUACAUGUAAGUAGUUAUUGAUGGUGCAAAACCAGGCAUCAAAAUGUCCUAUUGAUUGUUGUAUUACAUAUAUGGAGUCCCAAAUCAGAUAGAAUUAUAAUUAUCUGUAUUGUGUUUUGUUUGUGCGUCGAUGUAUCCUGUAGCUUGUUUGUGCUAACGUUAUAUCUAGUUGUCUUUCUGAACUUUAUAAACCAUGUAAAAAAGGAUUGUGUUGGCAUUGAGAAAUAUAAUAAUGUUAGAAUAUUUUUUGUUCCAUCUUUGGUGGUCUUAACAUCAAGGAUGGAAUUCAUAUAAUCUGUGUAAGGAUAUCAGAUGAUGAGUAUCAUUAUCUUUUUAGUAGUUUAUCGUACAGUCGGUAUUCUGUUUUCAGAGUAUGUAAAUCUCACAUAUCUUCAGAAAUUACAUGUCUGUAAGGAUUUAUAUUGUAGAUUAAACUAUACUGACCAGGGUUGAUAAUACAUAUGUGAACAUUUGUCCCUUAUACUUCCAGAGCUUGAUUAGAAUUCAUGUCAUAUUAAAUCUCAAUACUCACAUAUCCUUGUAUACUUUGUAAUUACAGCAAUUAAUUAGUAGUAGAUAGUCAAAAAUAAUUCUAAUAUCAAUACUCAUUAAUUACCUUCUUAUUCACAGAGUUAUCAGGAUAUGGACACAGUUCCAUAGAUAGAUACAAAAUGUGUGGGUCAAAUCAUUUUUUUCAGGGGUUUCGUCUUUUUUAUGUUUUGAAAACUCUGCUGUAUCAUGCAGGGAUAAAUUUUGUGUUCACUUUAUCUAUUUACCUACGCAUAAUACAUGGUGUAAAUAUUUCCUUUUUGUAUUUUCUUUUUUCCCAAAACCUCACUUUUUUUUUAAUCAGGCAAUGUAAAGCAGUUCCAUAUUGAGAGACCAAUGCUUUUUUUUAUGAAGGGAUUUUGGAAUGUCAGGUUUUUUUCAUAUUUUUUUUUUUUACUCUGCAUCAUGUUCAGUUAAGAUUUUUAUUAAGAAAUUCAAAUAUAUUCAAAGAGAGACUUUUUGUCAAAAGUUAGAGCAUUGAACCCAAUAAAGGUCCAUAAAAAAUUAAUUUUGCAUCUGAUAAUCAUGUUUAUACAAAGAAAUAAACAGAGGUUUACUUCUGGAUCUAAUUACAGUUGGAAUUACAAAAUAACAUUGGCUCAAUGGAGGUUUUUACUGGAUAGUCAAAAUUGUUAACAAUUUUCAGAAUUCUUAUUAAAGUUCAGAAAUCCCAGAAUUCAUUAGUUUGACACAGAGGUGAAGUUACCAUGACAUUUAUCAAAAAGUGUGAGUCCAGGUGUAUUUGAACCAGUUUGAAUUUAAACUUUGUAAAUUAAAUGAUUUUAAUUGAUAUAUUUAACUGCAGAUGUACACGUAGAAUCUAUAUAAGGCUUCAUUCUCCAUUAUCAGUCCUUAUUGUGCUAGAUAUAUGUAUUAUAAAUGAAUUCAUGGUAAGCAAUAUAAAUGCUCUUCAUUUUCACACAUCCAGUAUCCAAAACCAAUUCCGUUGUGUUUUUAAACUUAUACAAAAUGUAAAUGUUUUCAAUAAUUAUAUGGAUCUGAAAUACUGAAGAUAAUGUUAUUAGUAUUUUGUUGAAAUUUAAAUAUAAUUGAUAUAUGAUCACAAAGUGAAAGUAUAGCCAGAUAGUCAAUAGUCAUAUUAAUGGCACAACUCUAAGAAUUUACCAGUUCAUAUCCAGUUUUAGGAAUGAAGAGUUAUCUUUCUUUGGCAAUUAUUGUAAAUGAUUUAUCCGUCCACAUAAAAAAGUUAAAAGAUUGAAUUUUGUUUAUUUGAUGUGAAAUAAAUAAAGUCAGACACAAAUAUUAACAGUUCAAUUAGUAUUUCCCAGAUGAUCUCUUGGCUUACCUCAUUAUACUCGAGUUUUUAUCUGAAUUAGUUACGUACAUGACUGGACUUUUACCUUCAAUAGUAAAAUAAAAAUAUAACUGCGUCCAUUUGAUGUGUCUUUGCACAUUUGGAAAAAAAGCUAGAUCAUGACACAUGUAGACCAGUGCUGUAUAUUUUCAGUUUUCUUUACCAACUAAAAAAAAAGAUUGUAUUAAAUAACAGUGAAAUAUUGUAAUCAUAUUAUGGAUUAUGAAAUGGGUCUAUGCAAUAUUGGACAGAUUGGUGUUUAUUAGUGCUUUACACUGAGUGUUUGUGUACUGGGCUUAACAUGUUCAUGUUGUGUUGUUCUUUUUUUCCAUAGUUAAUGUAAAAAUUCUAAUUUUCAUUAAUAUAUUGUUGAAAAAACCCUGUAAAUUAAAACCAUACUUUAUAAUAGAUUAUCUUUUAUGUACCUAAAUUGUAUAUGAAUAAAAAACAAAACCUUAUUUAAA
Molecule: messenger RNA, 4848 nt
Organism: Saccostrea echinata
Lineage: Eukaryota; Metazoa; Mollusca; Bivalvia; Ostreida; Ostreidae
Product: inositol polyphosphate-5-phosphatase A-like
Biological process (GO): phosphatidylinositol dephosphorylation
Molecular function (GO): inositol-polyphosphate 5-phosphatase activity
Source: RefSeq, a predicted model, not a curated record